Molecule: messenger RNA, 1965 nt
Organism: Prunus armeniaca (apricot)
Lineage: Eukaryota; Viridiplantae; Streptophyta; Magnoliopsida; Rosales; Rosaceae
Source: the annotation of a GenBank genome assembly
AUGCAAAAUCUCUCUCGCCGAUUCUCCACAGUCCCAAUUCACAAGCUUUUACCUCAGCAGCUUCACCAGCACCAGCCACAGCCAACCAGAUUCUUCAUCCCCUUCUCCGAGUAUCAGCAGAAGCGGAAGCUCUUGGAGCACAAACUCAUCUCUGAUCUAGAUGUCUGCGCCAAUCUCAGCCAAGUCAAGGAGGUUCAUGCUCACCUCCUCCGCCAUGGCCUCAGCCAGUGCUGCUACGUCCUCACCAAGCUCGUCCGCACGCUCACGAAGCUCGGCGUCCCAGUGGACGCGUAUCCGCGCCUCGUCUUCCUACAGGUCAAGUACCCGAACCCAUUUCUCUGGACGGCUAUGAUUCGCGGGUACACAGUUCAGGGACCCAUUUCGGAGGCGCUGAAUUUUUAUACUUGUAUGCGAAGCGCAGGGACUGGGCCUGUGUCGUUUACGUUCUCGGCGCUCUUUAAGGCUUGUGGGGAUGUGCUUGACGUGAACUUGGGUAGGCAGAUACAUGCCCAGACGAUUUUGGUUGGCGGGUUUGCGGCGGAUUUGUAUGUGGGCAACACCAUGAUUGAUAUGUAUGUAAAGUGUGGUUUUUUAGAUUGUGGGCGCAAGGUGUUUGAUGAAAUGCCUGAUAGGGAUGUGGUUUCUUGGACCGAGUUAAUUGUUGCUUAUACUAAGAUUGGGGAUAUGGGAUCAGCAAGGGAAUUGUUUGAGGGUUUGCCUGUGAAAGAUAUGGUGGCGUGGACGGCAAUGGUUACUGGUUAUGCCCAGAAUGCCCGGCCAAGAGAUGCGUUGGAUUGCUUUGAGAGAAUGCAAGGUGCUGGUGUGGGCACCGAUGAGAUUACGUUGGUUGGUCUCAUUUCAGCUUGUGCACAAUUGGGUGCAUCUAAGUAUGCUAAUUGGGUUCGAGACAUUGCCGAGAAAUCUGGUUUUGGGCCUACUGAAAAUGUUCUUGUGGGAUCUGCAUUGAUAGAUAUGUACUCAAAAUGUGGGAGCUUGGAUGAAGCCUACAAGGUUUUUCAAGGAAUGAAGGAAAGAAACGUAUUUUCUUACAGCUCAAUGAUUUUGGGGUUUGCAAUGCACGGCCGUGCCAAUGCAGCGAUAGAAUUGUUUCAUGAGAUGUUGACAACAGAGAUAAGACCUAACCGGGUUACUUUUAUAGGGGUGCUAACGGCGUGCAGCCAUGCAGGCAUGGUUGAUCAAGGUCGGCAGUUAUUUGCAACCAUGGAGAAGUACUAUAAUGUUGUUCCAUCAGCUGAUCAUUAUACUUGCAUGGUAGACCUUCUUGGUCGAGCUGGGCGCUUGGAAGAAGCUCUUGAGCUUGUCGAAACAAUGCCGAUAGCGGCCCACGGAGGUGUGUGGGGAGCACUACUCGGAGCAUGUCGUAUUCAUGGGAAUCCUGACAUAGCUCAGAUUGCUGCAAACCAUCUUUUUGAGCUUGAACCCGAUAGUAUCGGAAACUAUGUAAUGCUCUCUAACAUAUAUGCAUCAGCAGGAAGGUGGGCUGAUGUUUCAAGAGUGAGGAAGAUGAUGAAGGAAAAGGGUCUGAAAAAGAAUCCUGCGUAUAGCUGGGUCGAAACGAAGAAAGGGGUAAUUCAUGAAUUCUGUGCAGGUGAAACGAACCAUCCAGAGUACGCCGAGAUUAAGAAGGCAUUGGAUGAUCUUCUGAACAGAUUACAGGCUCAUGGGUACCAGCCAAACCUGAAUUCUGCGGCUUACGAUUUGGGGAUUGAAGAGAGGAAGCGCAUAUUAAUGUCGCAUAGUGAAAAGCUAGCUCUGGCAUAUGCAUUGCUCAGUACAGAUUCUGGAAGCACCAUAAAGAUUAUGAAGAACAUUAGGAUCUGUGAAGAUUGUCAUGUGUUCAUGUGUGGUGCAUCGCAGGUCGCCGGGAGGGAGAUUGUUGUGAGAGAUAACAUGAGAUUCCAUCACUUCAGUAAUGGGAAAUGCUCUUGCGGUAACUUUUGGUGA